AAAUUCUCGUCCUAUUCGACCACACUCUAAUCUCAUCUUUUAUUAUAUGCUUGACUAACAUUUACCAAGCGCCACACUCGAACCAUCAUCCUUGUUUAUAAAGAAGCUACAAUUCAAUAACUAUAUAGAACUAGAAAUAUUUUGAGUAUUCUUGAUUACUACUGUUUGCUCGAUUUGGCGUAAUACACUUUGAUGAUGAAACGGAACUUGGGUUUGCUUUUGCUGGCUACUAUGAGUCUCGUGGCUAUGGCUGAGAAUACCUCUUCCAAUCUUUCAAUCGACAGAGAAGCAUGGGAAAAUGUGGAUCCCUCAGAGGGGUCUACUCAGAAGAAUAUGCUGAGAAGUAUGCUUUUCGCCAUCUCCAUGAUCUUUGGUUGCGAACUUGGUGAUAAAACAUUCAUUGUGGCAGCCCUUCUUUCUUUCGAAAAUUCAAGAGGCAUCGUAUUCCUAGGAUCUUUUAGUGCCUUAUUUUUCAUGACUUUACUCGGCGUUCUUUUAGGCCAUGCUGCUCCUAUGCUUUUCCCUAAACGAUGUACGGAUCUUUUAGGCGGAUUACUCUUUGUAAUAUUUGGUAUCAAAAUGAUCCGUGAAGGUGUUGAGGUUAUGAACGCUCAUGAAUCUAUUGAUGAAGAGUUCAAGCGGGUGGAAGAUGAGAUCAGUACUGCUAAACCAGUUGAAGAGCUUAUGGAAGAAGGUCAGGUUCCUAAAGAUCCUAUUUAUGAAAAAACCGAAGAUGAUAGCGUUAAUUAUCUAAAGUCGACUCUAGAUGGAUUAAAAAAUCUUUUUAGUUUCUUGUUGUCUCCUCUUUUUGUGAAGGCAUUUGCGCUGACCUUUGUAAGUGAAUGGGGUGAUCGUUCGCAAAUCGCAACCAUUGCUAUGGCUGCUAGUGAUAAUAUGUUUGGUGUAUUUUUAGGAGCCAAUUUAGGUCAUGCUUUUUGCACGGGCCUGGCUGUACUUUCUGGAAAGUAUCUUGCAACUAAAAUUCAAAUGCACAAGGUAUUGCUUUCUGGAGGGUGUCUAUUUAUACUUUUUGGCUUGGUGUACUUUUAUCAAGGAUUUUCUUAAAUUUGGGUUUUUGCGAUGCACACGUAGUUGCCUAAACCUUUAUGAAACCAAACUCAGUUGUGUACGUAACUGGUACAAUUGCUAUGCUCGACGAUAUUUGACAUUUGCAGGUGUAUGUUUAUGGUUAUGAAGGCAGAAGGAGGAUGAAAUCACAUAAUUUUUUAUUUGUCAAAACUAAUAUGGCCUAAAAUGUAUGAUACAACUUCUGACUUUCAUAUUGAUUUCCCCCAUUAAUAAAAGACAAUAUAUAUUUUAUAAACUUAAUGCAGACUGAUAAUAAAAACCUUGA
Molecule: messenger RNA, 1354 nt
Organism: Schizosaccharomyces cryophilus OY26
Lineage: Eukaryota; Fungi; Ascomycota; Schizosaccharomycetes; Schizosaccharomycetales; Schizosaccharomycetaceae
Exons: 2
Coding region: 193-1065 (290 amino acids)
Biological process (GO): Golgi calcium ion homeostasis; Golgi calcium ion transport; calcium ion transmembrane transport
Cellular component (GO): fungal-type vacuole membrane; Golgi apparatus
Molecular function (GO): manganese ion transmembrane transporter activity; calcium ion transmembrane transporter activity
Source: RefSeq, a predicted model, not a curated record